Messenger RNA from Aphanomyces astaci, 1660 nucleotides. RefSeq lists its product as hypothetical. The record is from RefSeq and is a predicted model, not a curated record. The transcript is spliced from 4 exons. Gene Ontology annotation, molecular function: lipid binding; metal ion binding. Bases 16 to 1452 code for a protein of 478 amino acids. Lineage: Eukaryota; Oomycota; Saprolegniomycetes; Saprolegniales; Verrucalvaceae.
UCUGAAUGGCAGCAGAUGGUCAACAACAACAGGGUUCAGGCUCGCAGUUGUGCAUCUGGGUGGCGGAAACAUAGUGUAGAUAUGUCCCUCAAGCUUCCGCUGCCUCCAGGGUUCUUUCAAUGUCCCCCACUGUCGCCCGACGACAAUGCUCGAUACUUGGAGAUCGCCAAGCAGAGCGUGCAAGACUUGGUGGCCAAAGCCAGAAUUCGAGAUGGACCUGUGAAGUGGACGAUGCUCUCCAAUGAGUGUGACUUGAAGAUCUACAAGGGCGAAGGCACGGGCACCACCGCCAACAGCGACAUCCACUGCGCGGCAAUGGAAACUGUCGGCCAGUUGGACGAAGUCAUGCGAUUGUAUCGCACAGACACGACUGCCCAAGCCAAGGAAUACGUCCAGCGCUUUGGCCGCGCUUUGGUUGAUGCCAUCACACUGUACACGAUUCUGCCACGUCAUCCCGAUCGGCCCAACAAUUGCAUUCAAAUCAAAUGGAUGGUGGCCAAGAGUCCGUUUGAUGGCCUCGUAACCAAGCGCGACUUUUGUCUUCUCGAGUCGGACUUGGAGUUUCAAGUUAACGGCAAACGGGCGUGGGUCCGCGCCUACAAAUCAGUCGAGUUAGCCUGUGUGCCAUCCCUUCGCGAAUCUCUGAAUCUCAUUCGCGCCUUCCAAUACGACAUGGGCCAUGUCUUCAUUGAGUCGGACCGCCCAGGGUACUUGGACAUGACGUACCUGGCGGACAUGGACGUCAAGGGUAUCGUGCCAGUGUGGGCCAACGACCAGGCGGUGAUCCAGUGGUGCCGAAACCUGUCGGACAUCGACCGAUUCCUGCGAGAGGAUCGGCUCAGUGCGUCGCCCUUCUUACGCCCCGAUCAACUGUGCCCGUUGAAUUUGAGAAAACGGUGUUAUCUGUGCCACAAACGCUUUGGCCCGUUGCGAAAGAAAUCCAACUGCGUCAAGUGCGGCGAGGUCCUGUGUCACAAGUGCAAUAAGACAUGGUCAGUCAAGCCCAACAACAACUCGAAUAUGACCACCGCGAAAUGCUGUUUUCCAUGUUCGUUAAAAGGAGGAUCAGUCCAAUCGGCGGCGGCGGCGUCUGCCAAGGCGGCGACCGGGAGCUCCGUCAAACACCAAGUAUCGGGCAGCAGUCCCACGUGGGGCGCCGACUCGACCUUUGAUGGGACUUCGCAGUGCAGUUCCGAUGAUCAGUCUAACUACAGCGAGUCUAUGGCCGGGACUUCCGUUGUGGGAGGUCACAACACUAAACUGUACAGCCAAGUCCAUCGCCAGCACUACUACCCGAGAGAAGGCACGAGCACCACCGCUUCCAGCGCCGCUAGCACCGUUCCCAUCAUGGCGUCGUAUCAGCCACAUCACCCUACGUCGACGAAUGCUGAGUACACGGGUGAAAUGUCGCCCGUGUCGCCUCUGCUGCGCGCGCCAAUUAUAUUGGAGUAGUAGCCGCGCUGUCUGUAUGUGAACUACAGUAGUGGGGUAACGCAAUAUACAUACAUAUACCCACCCAGUGGUUCGAUCCCACUACAGUACAGGUAGCCAAUGAUGGUCGUGGGUGGAUGGACUCUGUACGAUUUAUAGUAGUAGUUCAUGGUUCGAGAAUGUGGACGCAUGUAGAACUGGGAUGAAGAACGAGUAAUACAAACCACAA